UUAAUGGGCGAAAAACGGCUAAGUGCUGCAUUUCGGUUGGAAGCUUUUAAUGCAACGGUUGUGUACGAGAUUUCUUAAACAGCGCGUAGUGCCAGUACGCAGUGAGACAAAAGGAUUUGUGCAAUAAUUAAAAUAUUUUUUUAAUUUAUUUAAAAAGGUGUUAAAAGAAUUUUUAUUACAAUGAAAUUUCUAUUGUUGCAUAUCACUUGCGCGCUACUGUACGCCAGCGCCUACGCAGCGGAUGAGCGUUCGAAAUUCAAUGUUGGCAUAAUUUUCGCCAGCAAAAAUGAUGAAACCGAAAUCGCCUUUCGCACCGCCAUCGAACGCGCCAAUGUCUUUGAGCGCAGCUUCGAAUUGGAGCCCAUUGUGGAGUAUGCCGAUACCGAUGACAGUUUCAUGGUCGAGAAAACUGUCUGCAAAUUGAUUGCGCAAGGCGUUAUUGCUAUUUUCGGCCCAAACACAGCAGGCGGCACAGAUGUAGUAACAUCCAUCUGCAAUACGCUCGAUAUACCGCAUAUAGUUUUCGACUGGACGCCUAGCGAAGCAUUAUCCAAUCGCCAACACUCAUCGAUGACACUCAAUGUACACCCGAAUAAUAUUUUACUAUCACGUGGACUGGCUGAAAUACUACAAAGCUUUAGUUGGCGCAGCUAUACGAUCAUUUACGAGACAGAACGAGAGCUCCAGCAAUUGCAGGACAUACUGCAAGUGGGUGAACCCAGCAGCAAUCCCACAAGUAUACGACAACUUAGCGAAGGUCCAGAUUUUCGACCAUUCCUGAAGAAUAUCAAAUUGUCCACGGAUAACUGUAUUGUGCUGCAUUGUUCGACAGAUAAUGUUAUGAAGAUUUUAAAUCAAGCGAAUGAAUUGAAAAUGUUGGGAGAGUAUCAGAGCGUAUUUGUCAGUGUGCUCGACACACAUACAUUGGAUUAUCAGGAACUGCUCACAGUGACCGCCAAUAUUACCACCGUACGUUUAAUGGAUCCCACCGAUUAUCAGGUUAAAAAUGUGGCGCAUGACUGGGAAGAACAUGAAAAGCGCGAGGGCCGCUAUUACCGCGCUGAUCCCUCACAAGUGAAGACAAAUAUGAUUCUAGCUAAUGAUGCUGUUACAAUGUUUGUGAAAGGUCUCGCCGAGCUUGGCAUUGCCGAAGAGCUUAAUCCACCGAAGUUGGAGUGUCGCAAAAAUCGUGCUUGGGCGCAUGGCAGACGUAUUAUAGAGUUCUUAAAAGCGCGCUCGGUAGAAGGCGCUACCGGUCGUGUUGAUUUCAACGAAUAUGGCGAGCGCAACUUUUUCACUUUACGCUUUAUGGAAUUAACUCCCGCCGGUUUUCUUGACUUGUCCACUUGGGAUCCGGUGAAUGGCGUAGAUGCGCUUGAAAAAGAGGACGCUAGUGAGAAGCGUGUGGGUGAGAAACUUUCGAAUAAAACUUUCAUAAUCACGUCGCGUAUUGGUGCACCGUUCUUAUUGAACAGAGAACCAAAAGAUGGUGAAAUACUACAGGGCAAUGCACGCUAUGAAGGCUAUUCUAUGGACUUGAUAGACGCCAUAGCUAGGCUAUUGAACUUCAAGUAUGAAUUUGUUUUAGCGCCCGAUGGCAAGUAUGGCAGUUUUAACAAAUUAACGCAAAGUUGGGAUGGUCUAGUCAAACAGUUACUAGAAGGAAACGCCGAUCUCGGUAUUUGCGAUCUCACCAUGACUUCCACACGUCGCCAGGCUGUUGACUUCACGCCACCCUUUAUGACAUUGGGUAUUAGUAUACUCUACGCUAAACCCGAACAGCCACCACCCGAUCUCUUCUCUUUCCUAUCGCCAUUUUCUUUGGAUGUUUGGGUUUAUAUGGCCACGGCAUAUUUGUGUGUUUCGCUACUGAUUUACGGUCUCUCACGCAUGGCACCUGCAGACUGGGAAAAUCCACAUCCCUGUAAGGAACCCGAAGAAGUAGAGAAUCCUUGGUGCAUGUCCAAUACGACUUGGUUAGCGGUCGGUUCCAUUAUGGGGCAAGGAUGUGAUAUAUUACCUAAAGCUGCUUCGACGCGUCUCGUUACCGGCAUGUGGUGGUUCUUUGCCUUGAUGAUGUUGAACUCUUACACAGCCAAUUUGGCCGCCUUUUUGACGAUGUCUCGGAUGGAAAGUUCAAUUGAGAGUGCUGAAGAUUUGGCGGCGCAAAGUAAAAUCAAAUAUGGCGCUUUAUUAGGUGGCAGCACAAUGGGCUUUUUCCGUGACUCCAACUUCUCCACAUACCAACGCAUGUGGACCGCAAUGGAAACGGCGCGUCCGUCGGUGUUUACAAAAAACAACGAUGAAGGCGUGGAUCGUGUACUUAAAGGCAAAGGACGUUAUGCCUUUCUAAUGGAAUCAACCACAUUGGAGUAUAUAAUCGAACGCAAUUGCGAGCUGAUGCAAGUCGGCGGUUGGUUGGAUUAUAAGACAUAUGGCAUUGCGAUGCCAUUUAACUCUCCCUACCGAAAGCAGAUUAGCGGUGCCGUAUUGAAACUCGGCGAAUCUGGCAUGCUCUCGGAGUUGAAGCGUAAAUGGUGGAAGGAGAUGCAUGGCGGUGGAUCGUGCUCGCAAACGGAGAGUAGCGGCGGUGAUACGCCUGAAUUGGAUUUGGAGAAUGUUGGUGGUGUAUUUCUGGUAUUAGGUAUUGGUCUACUUACUGCUAUACUUAUUGGCAUGUGUGAGUUUUUGUGGAACAUCAAAGCGGUGGCCAUAGAAGAGAAGAUUUCGCUCUCGGAAGCUUUCAAAGCUGAACUAAUGUUCGCGCUACGCUUUUGGAUACAAACAAAACCUGUGCACACCGCUUCUACCAGCAGUGGUGGUUCUUCCUCCUCUUCGUCUUCCAAGUCAACGAAAUCCAGCAAAUCAUCAUCCUCCUCUUCAUCCAGCGCAUCAAAACGUUCGAAACGUUCAUCGAAAUCUUAUGCCCGUUCAAUUUCGCAAAGCACAAAAAGCAUCACAAAUGCCACACACGAUCCAGAUAAGAAUGAUUUAUCUGUACACGAUAAACUACGUAAGAUCAGCUCCAUGUUUUCGUUGAAAUCGGCGCGCUCCGAACCUUCGGUCGCCAAUGUACACUUGGAGGCGCCACCGGCUUUAAAGCAUAAUUCGCAUCAAAGCCAUAAUCCCGUUAAUAAGAGUACACAUACACCGAUGGUACGAGAAGUGGCUCAACAGACUACAUUAACCACAGACGACGGCGAGGAGGAGCAAGCACCACAGCUGAAAAUUGAUGAAAUACCAAUCGUUGAACCACAUCAUCAUCACAACCACAAUCAUCAUCAUCAUCACCACCAUCAAAAACAUCACGAACAUAAUCAUCAGCAGCCAGAGGAAGAUCAUCAGCCGGCCAUACCGCUCAUCGAGCGUACUCAAAACGGUAAAGUUUCGCGGAAUGGUCACGCCGGUUUUGGCAAUGCUGAGGUUUGAUGUUUCGGUGUUUCUUUUUAAUGCGGUAUAUAUGAAUAUAUCUAGUUAAUAUAUAUCAAAUAUUAUAUAUCUACCUUUCCUGAAAUGUGACAUUUUAAUUGUUAACUCUGUUAAUAUCUGUUAAUAUGGUCCCAGUAAAUAAAUGUAUAGUUUUUCGAAAAAUGA
Zeugodacus cucurbitae (melon fly) is the source of this 3594-nucleotide messenger RNA. It is a transcript of the gene clumsy, whose product is annotated as glutamate receptor ionotropic, kainate 2. Gene Ontology annotation, cellular component: plasma membrane; postsynaptic membrane. The coding region runs from base 181 to 3429 and encodes 1082 amino acids. Lineage: Eukaryota; Metazoa; Arthropoda; Insecta; Diptera; Tephritidae. Gene Ontology annotation, biological process: modulation of chemical synaptic transmission; monoatomic ion transport; synaptic transmission, glutamatergic. The transcript has 15 exons. Gene Ontology annotation, molecular function: transmitter-gated monoatomic ion channel activity involved in regulation of postsynaptic membrane potential; glutamate-gated receptor activity. The record is from RefSeq and is a predicted model, not a curated record.